UUACCAUGUUGGAACCCAAAUCGUAACGCUGGAAUUGUGCAUGAUACCGUCUUUCUUAGUAACAGAUUCCUUCCGCUUCCCUUGAACAAUGUACUGGAUCGUCUUCCGGCGAGUCACAAAAAUGUAUUAGUCACCAACUGGUCACCAAAGACAUUUUCAAACAAUUUAACGUCACCAUAAUCGGAUACUCACACAAGCCGAGUUCCGGUGCACCUGGCUUUCGUUUCCAACGCAACAUGUUUGCGUUUCACUUAAGAAAGAAAUAUCCACCUUUUUCAGAAUAAUUCACUGGAAACUAUAUUUUUCUGAUGAGAAGUGAGCGAUAGCGAGUGACGCACAGCGCGCAGAUCCCACAUCUGUCGACGCAAGUGUCCAUUCAAAGAAAAUAAAUUCUAAACCUGCAAGACGCACGAGACAUAACGCGCGUAUUUUUCUAGCAAGUUUGAAAGCUCCGAAAUCGCUCAACCGUUAAUUAAAACAGACUUCCACAAAUUCAGAGCUGGCGCUGUACAACUUUGCGUUUACGUUAUGUAUCGAGAAAAACUGAAGCAGCUGCGGCAUCCUCUCUGCGGUGGGAAAUUCAGAACACUUGCUUCAGCACUUGAAGGUGGAACUUCAGCUAUAUAAAUGACCAUUUAUUUAACGUUGGCAACUCAUUUCGGGACCUGGCACUUACUGACGAGGACAUGAAACUACACGCAAUUUUUGUCUCAGUGGCCGUUUGCUUCGCCAUUAUCGGGGAAGCGGCAGUAACGACAACGAAAAAAAUGACAACGAAAAAUAUAAUGACAACGAAAAAUGUAAUGACAACGAAAAAAAUGACAACGAAAAAUGUAAUGACAACGAAAAAAAUAACGACAACGAAAAAAACAACUACACCUGCGCCAGCAAACCAAUCGUAUAAAGUUUGUAGUGACACUAAUUCAACUUCGGCCAGUGGGUCCGUUCAACCUCUAGGUGGACUAACACCGAAUACAACAGCAAGAACCUGCAACUUUAAUAUUAACGCACCGGUCGGCCAGCAAGUUCAGUUGACCUGCUGGGCCGUCAGUCUUUCUACAUUGAAUUUGAGCCAAGCUGGAUUUUCACCAGUAGUAAUAAAUUCACUGACAUUUAACAAUGUCAUCGAUAUUUUCCAAACCGGGGACUAUAUCGUACCAAACAGGGUUUACACUUCUAAGAAAAAUACGUUUUCUAUGACAUAUCGAGUCGUCAAUGCAAAGGACUUCUUUAAUUGCAGUUGGACAACAAUAACAGCGCCAGCGUCGACAGCAACGAACUUCAAAUGGUGUCGUGAUGAGCAGGCAUCAGCGGGCAAUGGGGCCAUUUCAACCAUUCAAGAGAUAAAUACCAAUGACGAUUGGUAUAGAGUGUGUCCUUUCUUCAUCAAUUCUACGGCUGGUCGUCUAACGCAGAUGUCUUGCUCGGCAGUCAGCGCUAAAUCACUUUUACCCCUUACAACUUUCGAAGGAGCUUUCGUUAUGAGCUUUAUGACGUGGCUACCGUACGUGAACAGGUUGACUGCAAGUGGAAGUCGAGCAGAUUUGCUCGUUCGUUAUUAUAAAACUGACCAACUUAAUUGUCAAUGGAAAUCGAUAACCCCAUCCUCUACGACUACAUCAGACGCCAACCUUUGCCUUCGUGGACCUUCGACAAACUCAAACGGAACUAUCCAGCAGCUAAGUAAUCUACCGUUAUCAGCUGGACAAACGAAGUGGUGUCUUUUCUCUAUCAUCGUACCUGCCGAUAAGAAAGUUCAGGUGUCAUGCUCCGUCGUCAAUUUGGUUUCAGAAUACAGUUAUUUGAUGUUUGACGGAGUUACCGAAGUACCUACUCCCUCUACUGGCUUGUUGCCAACUUUGAACAGGAUUUAUACUUCGAUCAAGAAUCGAAUAGACGUAGCGACUUCUUAUAUGAAUGGAGACGAGUUUACUUGUAAAUGGAACACAGUAACAAUCUCAGCGACGACGCCAUUUACUCUUUGCAUUCAGGGAGAGACAACGGUGGCAGGGUCAAUUAAAUCAAAUGCGGUAGCAACGGCUUUUUCUAGAGCGUGCCGCUUCAACAUCAAGGCACCUUCGAGCAAGCGCGUCAAGAUUAACUGUCCGACCGUCAACAGCCCCGAUAACAUGUUAUUGCAAUAUGAUGCGUUCGGUAACAACAAUACCCUGGCAUCGCCGAUGGUCGCCCAAACCAGUUAUACAUCAAAUAGCAAUGAAAUCGUGCUAUUCGCAGUUUUGAACUCUGUCAUGUUGAAUUGUACGUGGACAUUCGUUUAAAUUGCGAUGAAGACUGGACUUGCGUUAUCAUCUAUGAAUUGCGCAGUUUUGUGUUGACCUUUCUCAAUUUCUCCGUUGGCAAGACUUUGUUAAAAAAGAAAAAUAACAAAAAAUUUUAAAACACUAUAAUCAAUAAGACGACCGUAUAGAUGAAGGGGAAACAAUUCAAAUUGAUGUAUUUGAUUUGUUACUCCCUGAUGAGAAAUUCUUUUCGACAGGACGUACUGAUUGAUAUAAAACCAAUUUAUCAAAUAAAUUUUCGUCAAUUUAAUUUCCAUAAUCAUGGUGCAAGGCAUUGAGUUCAAUAUAUACUUGUUUAUCAAACA
This is a messenger RNA of Daphnia pulicaria, 2605 nucleotides long. RefSeq lists its product as uncharacterized. NCBI's taxonomy places the organism in Eukaryota, Metazoa, Arthropoda, Branchiopoda, Diplostraca, Daphniidae. The transcript is spliced from 9 exons. The record is from RefSeq and is a predicted model, not a curated record. The coding region runs from base 687 to 2279 and encodes 530 amino acids.